GGCCGCACGUGCCUGGCCAAGACCAAAGACGGUGCACCAACCAAGGCCACAGUCUGGUGUGCUCUCGCCCUCAGGAACACCAAUGGCACAUCUGUGCAUGUAGAGAUAUCAGACGAUAGAACUUAUUUGGUCAUCUACAUGAACGAACAGGAUUACUCCGCGAGAUUCAGAGAUAAUGAAAAUUUCAACGCAAGAGAUGGCUCCAUGUUUAUACAGAAAAUCAACGGCUCUCUCAGCGUCUCCACGCCUGACCACGUCGGAGUGACCAUAACACUGACCACUGGACUUUUAGAUAUUUCUCCUGUGGUGGACGAGCAGUACAAGAACAUGACCUCUGGGUUGCUAGGCAACUUCAACGACAAAACAGAUGAUGAAUAUAUAAUGCCUAACGGCACACAACUUCCAGCGGGUAUUACAGAGCGAGAGGUCUUCAGCUACGGACAGACAUGGGCUGUGACUGACGCCAACAGCGUUUUCCGCCGAAAACAAGGCCAGACGGCCGCCACUUUCUUCAACAGCACCUUCGAACCAAUCUACUUGGAUGAAGCCAGUGACAGCGCACGCACAGAAGCAGAGACAGUCUGCGGCGGAGUUGCGAAUCUGCCUUGUAUCUUUGAUUACAUUGCCACGAACGACACGCAGGUGGCACUUGGAACUUUGGAGGCUGUCGUUGCGUACACCACAGACGAGGCCAAGCUAGACAACCGUGCUCCGGUCAUAGAAGGAAACUCCCAAAUCAGGGCCGUUGUCAACGAGACCUUCACCUUCCAGCUGAACUCCUCCGAUCCUGACAACAACGCCAUUGUGUAUGAGCUGCUCAAGCAGCCAGCUUCCAACGUCUUCAUCUACACCGACGAGGGCAACGGUAUUUUCAGGGCAAGUUUCACGCCCUCUGACUUGUCGCCAGUGCAGAUACAAUAUCGACCAGUGCACUGAGAACAGCCACUCCUGCGCUCAGAUUUGUAUCAACGAAAUCGGAGGAUUCAGUUGUGACUGCUACCCUGGUUUUGUGCGCAGUGGCGUUGACUUCAUGAAUUGUACAAAAAUAGAAGAUGCUGAUCCGUGUGCAAACCUUACUGAUGAAUGUGAGUACGGGUGCCUCAACGACUCGGGAUCGCCAAAGUGUUUUUGUCAAGUCGGUUUUAACCUUGCACCCGACGGCAAAAAGUGUGUGGAUGACAACGAAUGUGACCUGAACUUGUGUUCUCAAUUUUGUAAUAACACGGAAGGCAGCUAUAUGUGUUCCUGCUAUCCGGGAUAUACCUUGGCCGCAGACAGGCUCGAUUGUGAAAGUUGCCCCUCGAACUUCUUUGGCGUCGACUGCAAACAACGUUGCGAAUGUCGAGGGAGAGCCGAGCGGUGCGAUAACACUCGGGGAUGUAUCUGCAAUCAGUUCUGGACUGGACCCAAUUGCGAGACAGAUGUGGACGAAUGUGAGACAGUAGCCAACAUUUGCCCAGAUGACAAACAGUGUAGGAAUACCAACGGCUCCUACGUGUGCGAGUGUCCAGUGGGUUUUACAGACACCCACAACAACGGUAGUUGUUAUGAUGUCAACGAAUGUCUUUCGGCUGCUGUGCACAACUGCCCCCAAGACUGUGUCAACAACCCAGGAUCUUAUGCAUGCAGAUGUAAAGAAGGCUACAUUUAUGUGAGCGCCAACAACUCAUGCAUAGAUAUCAAUGAAUGUGAGACAGCGUUGUCAGGUUGCCAGCACAUCUGUGUGAACCAGGAAGGCAGCUUCAACUGUGAAUGCUACAGUGGUUUCGUAUUGCAAGCAGACAGAAAAACUUGCCUGCAAUUCGAAGAGGUGUGUGCAAGCUACAGUGUGAACUGCAGCUAUGCCUGCAGAGUUGAGGGGAACGAUCCAAAGUGUUACUGUCCGAAAGGUUUUGAGCUGUCUUCAGAUGGAUACUCUUGCAUAGAUGUGGUCGAGUGCCAGGACACAACCGGUACGCUCAACAAGUGCACCGAUCCCGACACCUGCACCAACUCCCAAGGCUCCUACACGUGUGACUGUCCCGCGGGCUCGGAGCUGCAGAACGACAAGAGAACAUGUCAAGCCUGUGAUGACUACCACUGGGGAGAGAACUGUGCUAAUGAGUGUAGCUGCAACCCCAAAGGAACCAGAGAGUGCAAUAAGGUCAUUGGCUGUGUGUGUCUGGAAGGAUACCUGGGUGUCCGGUGUGACGAUGACAUCGAUGAAUGUGCUGCGACAACGGACAUCUGCAAUUCUACGUCUGCCAACUGCAUCAACACCCAAGGCUCUUACAUCUGUCAGUGCUUAACCGGAUACCAGAAACAGCUCGACGGUUCUUGCAAAGAUAUUGACGAGUGCGACUCAUCCGUGUGCGACCACAAGUGCAAUAACACUAUGGGUAGUUACAUCUGCUCUUGCUACCCUGGAUUCCGUAGCGAGGGCGACAACUGCUUCGACAUUGACGAGUGCGCCGUUCCGGGCCUGAAUGAAUGCGAACAACUCUGCCGUAACACAGAGGGGAGCUUUGCUUGCGAGUGCUUUAGCGGAUUCAGACUCAACACGACAUCCAGGAACACUUGCUUGAGAAUAAGUGCUACUGAGUGUGUUACCAAGAAGGAUAAUUGUUCCCAUAGCUGUGUCGUUGAUGGCAAUCAAGAAACAUGUAUAUGCCCAUCAGGUUUCGUUCUUCAGGGCGACGGAUUCACAUGUGAAGACGUCGACGAAUGUCUCACCAACCCCUGCGUCAAUGCCCAGGAAUGUAAGAACGAACCGGUGGGCUCUUUCUCUUGCGUGUGCGCCAACGGGACUAAGCUAGCUGGAGACAAGGUCAAAUGUCAAGAUUGUGACGACGGAUUCUUUGGUGAACAGUGUGCCCAGCAGUGUAUCUGCGACACCACGCACGGCAACUGCUCCCGUGUGGACGGUACGUGCAACUGCUUCGAAGGAUGGACUGGGGUCUACUGUGACCAAGAUGUCGACGAGUGUACUCGAUCUCCCGACCCCGUGCAGUGUGGUGACAACUCAUAUUGUGUCAAUGCUCCAGGCAGUUACAGGUGCGAGUGUAACAUCGGUUUCUUCAGGACAGGGGCUGGUGAAUGCACUGACUGUGACGCUACUCACUAUGGCCAAGACUGUGCUCAAACCUGUCAAUGUGAAUAUACCAACACCCUGGACUGUGACAAUGUGAAUGGGGCCUGCACUUGUCAAAACGGCUGGAAUGGUACCCUUUGCACAGUUGAUUUCGAUGAAUGCACAGAGGUUACAAACUACUGUUCUGGGCCCUUUGAAAAUUGUAGCAACUUGAACGGUUCUGCGGAGUGUCUCUGUAUCACGGGUUACGCCAGACCAGAUGUCAAUGCCUCUUGUCAAGCUUGCGAUAGUUACAAGUACGGCGACAACUGCCAGAAUGAUUGUACGUGUGUACCUGCCAACACAGCCAGCUGCAGUAACGUGUACGGCAACUGUACUUGUAAUGGUUUCUGGGAGGGAGUCGACUGUUCCACUGACAUAGACGAAUGCCAGGUUAAUCAAAAUCUCUGUGAUUCCGUCACCGAGCAAUGCCAGAAUAAUGUUGGCGCUCCACCUGAUUGCCUUUGCGUCAUUGGCUACGAACGACCAAAUGCCACUGCUCAAUGCCAAGCCUGUGACGCCACCCACUACGGCCAAGACUGUAAUCAGACCUGUCAAUGUGAAUAUGCCAACACCCUGGACUGUGACAAUGGGAACGGAACCUGCACCUGUAAAAUCGGCUGGGGCGGUUCCCUCUGUACGGUUGACAUCCAUGAAUGUCAAGAGAAUUCAAGCUUCUGUUCUGGACCCUUUGAAAGGUGUAACAACUUGAACGGCUCUGCGGAAUGUUUGUGUAAAUCGGGGUACGAAAGACCAAAUACUGGUGAUGAUUGUGAAGAUGUGAACGAGUGUCUCAAUGAUGCUUUGAGCGACUGCAGUGAUACACAGCUGUGUGUCAAUACAAAUGGAUCUUUCUCCUGUCAAAAUGAUGUACUCCCGUACAAUUUGAAGGUCACACUUGGCUAUAGGAACGAUCAGAUCGAUCCGGACGUCUUUGAUAACACAACGGCUGCGUUCAGGGAGCUGAGGAAGGAGAUUGAGGCUGCGCUUCUUCAAUAUGGAGUCAGUAACAUCGGACCAUCCAUUGCACGGGUGAUGGUAGUUGAGUUCCGGAACGGGUCUGUCAUUGCCCUGGGAUUUGUCCAGGUGGAUGAGACAAAGACAAACAACCCACCUGGUGACGCUGCUGCCUUGGCUCACGAGCUGGCGAACGCCAACACGCUGACGGUCAACGGCGCGGCUAUUCCCAUCAGCUCCCUCGAGUACAACAAUAUUCCAGUGACACCAACCGUGCAAAAAUGUGAUCUCCUGAACUGCCCAGUGGGUACAGUGUGCCAGGUGAUCAGCGGGAAACCCAAUUGUACGGAGGCGGCACCAGACAGCGACAGCGACAGAGAUCUCAUCAUCGGUCUGUCCGUGGGGCUGCCCUUGUUCCUCCUCCUUACAAUCAUUAUCGCUAUCCUCGUUUGCCUGUACGUGCGCAGGAAGAGAUCUGCUGGCGAUGCUUCCAGCACACCUUCUGUCGACAGGGACGCUCCAUUCCGCAGCGUUUUUGCCACCCAGGUGGCCACCAAGGGCUCAUGGGGAGCACCCAGUCGCACCCAAAUGUACUCGCCAGACGCCUAUUCGGAGGCGGCCACAAGCGAGAGCAGCGGUGACGGCCACUUGCUGAAGUCUCGGAACAAAGGCCGCUCGGACUUCCAGGACUCCCCCUGGUAUGACAACCGUGGUGCCGGAGCCAGCCCGCGGGAGAGAGAGUCCAGAGGAGGAGCCCCUACAGAGACCACGGGCCCAACGUCCAAUUUCUCGUGGGAGUACAUGUUCCGACUGUUGGAGCCACAUAGAGACAUUGAAAUUCCAAGACCAAACGUGGCACCAAACGUAAAUGAGAUGUACACGCCUGGACGUUCGAAAAAGCCCGACUCUAUGGCGUAAUAAGGACCAAGCUGUACGAUGGACAACAGAACUGAAGGGAAAGAAUGUGCACAGAUGACGUCAACAGAUGGGUACUGGACAGAGCCAAGAAAGCUGGGUUUUUAUUUUGUUGGUAUUCAAAUGUGUUCAUUCCUUUACAUCCAUUCAUCAUUGCACCUUUCGAGAGGAUGUCUUUUUUCUUCCUCUCCCUUCCACUCUCUCGCAUUCACGGCCUGAGCAAUGACUCUUCAGUAAAAAUGAAAUAGUUUUUGUUUACACCGUGUUUAGUCUCAUCUGUCACUAAGGGAACCCCCCCCCUCUGUCACUAAGGGACCCCCCCCAUCUCCCGUUAUCUCCUGUUUUUGAAUUUUUGAUGUCGCAAUGACGACGAUAAAUGUCUCUACAAUUUGCUACGACAAUGGCUUAAGUCAGACUCAAGACCAAAAGCAAUCUUGUCCACCAAGGACAAUCAUCAAACAGUGAUUUAUCACUUCAUGUUAAAAAGGACGCACGAAACAUUUUCCAAGUGAAAAAAAAAAGUAAUAGCAGUCUAAUUUAGGAAACGGCCUGGAAUUAGUAAGUUUUUUUUUCGAUCUUUUAAAAACUGUGAUAAGUGACUUCAACCUCUAUUAUAGCCAUGUGGCAGCAUCAUAUCGUUAUAAUCCCCGCAUCUUAAGUAUAAUUCUUGUCUGGGAUGUUAAUGAUAUGCCUUUUGUUUCCGCUAUGUUAAUAUUGUUAGCAAUAUCAUUAACCUUUUUACCGCGUUGGGUUUCAAAUACGAUAACCAGUCAUUGCACUCUUAAUAUGACGUUUGAGAACAUAAAUAACAUGUGACAAAUAUCACUACAUCGGAAAAUAGGUUUUAAAAAAGCUUUCUUGUACCUCCUAUGUUAUUGUAAGAAGGUUCGUUGUCUCUUUGAGUAUGUUCUUUAUCGGAAAUUUAAAAGGUAUUCCAUUGUCAAGUACUUCCAUAGAUAGAUCUAGUGGCCGAAUCGUUUAUUUGCCACUCCAAAAGUAUUUCUUCUUUUUUUUCUCUCGUAGCGACAUGUAAUUUCCUUAAUCUAGGAAAUCACAACUUUAAUGUCAUGUUCAAGAAUUAUGAGAAUGCACCAUUGGUGAUGUUUAAAUAAAACAUGGCAAUUGUAAAAAAAACGUUUAAGAUUCUCAGGGAAAAUGUUUUGUUCAAGUUGGCACGACUCAUUCCUUCUUGGCGCUUUUAGAAACUGUCGCUAGCCUUACCUAUACUGUUGUGAAAAAGAAAAGAUAACGCUUAAAUCAAGCAAAUCUGUUUUAAAAUAAUAAAGUGUUAUCGUUCAUUUGACAAGGCAAAAAAGAAACAAAAAACAAACACAACAAGAACAGAAAAACGAAUUGAUACCUCUGCCGCAUACUUAUCGGGUGGAACUUGAUUUGUUCACAGACCAAAACAGUUCUUCUAGUACAAAUAAUUUUGUUUUUGCUUCUAAGAAUAUUGCUCACGUUUAUAUGUAGACCUACUCUAAUGUAGAUGAAGUACAGUCAUGAACGCUUUUAUUAGACAUGGCAUGUAUAUAAAGGCCAGCCUUUAUAGUGUUUUGAUCAGCAAAUAUUUUAGAACGCUACUUUGCUUUCUGGCACGACUGGAAGGGUUCUAAAAAUACACCAUGGCGUUUCGCGAUGGUUUCAUCCGGAAUACCCAGCAUGUAUUUAGUUUAUGAUAUCAUCAGAGUGUCUUUCGCAAAUAACCCCCCCCCCACCCCCAAUCCCCCAACAAACAACAACUGUAAAAGAAAUGUUGCAAAGUCAAACUUUCAAAUAUACUCAAUUCUCAAUCUGUUGAUUCGUAUAUUGAUAUACUGUACUAUACUUUUUAAAAAAAGUUUCUUUUCUGAGUGGGUUUCUUGAAUGCUUGUUAUUGUUGCCCCAAAGAAACUUUGUUUUUCUUAUCUUUUGCAUUUAUGCUGCAUAUUUUGUGAAGAUUCAAUGGUGUUUUAUGAAGUUAUAUAAUACAAUAAUGUUUUAUAAUAUAUAUCCUUCGUAAUGGUUUUAUGUGCUCUUGUGAUCUUGGUCUGGAGGCGGCAGAAUGAGAUAGGAAACAUUGACUACGUCGAACAGAUUCAGUUACGUUUGGUAGUUUUCUUACAAUCAUAAUGUUAUCAAUGAUGAUCAUCUGUCUCCACAUCCUGCUUAUCAGGCUGAGAUUGAAACUAUCGAACCUGUGGAAAAAUUUACGUUAGAUGUUCAUUUCUUAGCGACAUUGAUUUGACUUGAAAUAAGUUCAUGAUACAUUGACAAAACAAAACAACAAACAACAAUAGCAAAAAACAACAACUGCAGCAAUAAGAACAACAACAACAUAAAAUAAAAAACAAAACAAAAACAAAACAUACAACCCCUCAAAUCCCAGAUUGAGUAAAUAAUCGUUUAGAAAGACUAGGUGUGAUGUUAAGACGUGUUCUGACACCUCCCCCUCCCUUACGCCCCCCUCCUAAAAAAAUGAAAUAAAGCUACUGAUAUCAGGGUAGACGUAUUCAUAAUUUCACUGUCAUAUUCUGCUGCCCCCAGGCCAUUUAACAUUUCUUGCCGUCUUGAAACUCGUAGCCUGAAACGUGUUUUCCCAUUUCACCCUUGGCAUGCUUAUACACGAUUGUUUGGAUUUGAU
Messenger RNA from Aplysia californica (California sea hare), 7604 nucleotides. RefSeq lists its product as uncharacterized. NCBI's taxonomy places the organism in Eukaryota, Metazoa, Mollusca, Gastropoda, Aplysiida, Aplysiidae. Gene Ontology annotation, biological process: cell-matrix adhesion. Gene Ontology annotation, molecular function: calcium ion binding. The record is from RefSeq and is a predicted model, not a curated record.